AUGGCCGACCGCAGUGCCCCACGUCGAACGAUCCUCGAAAUCCCCAUCCUUAGCAUCAAACGAUACAUUCCGGGCUCUGGCCCGCCUCCGCCGCGAAUCGCCCUGCUGCCCCCUCGCGACUCUACUGCCUACAUCAUCGAUCAAUUCGUGCUUCCCUCCGACAAAGACCUGAGUCCAGGCAGUCGCCGGUUGCUGCAUUACUACAUUGGCUUCACCGAUCUGCCAGCGGUUAAGACAUUAGUCCCAUGUCACAAGGUGCUGGACUAUGUCUCACCACGCGAGCUCGAGGAGUGGGAGUAUAAGAACUUGGCCAGGAAAGAGGAGGGGCGGGCCCGGAUGUUGGCUGCGAAGCAAAGGGUCGGCCCUGCGAAACCAGAACCCGGCCAGCCGCCCAAGGUCCCUAUGGAGGAUGUUGGCCUGCCCGUGCUGAGCUCGCAGGACCAGGCCCUGUUGCUCGCCGAACAAAUCGCCGGCCCAUCCCUGUCCACACCCAAGAAGAGAAGGUUGAGCCGGGUCUUGGACGCGGAAGCGGGAGACACCAUCAAUAUGGAUUCUGACGACGCCGCCAUCCACCGGCAACUGCAAGGGGAUCCCGAUUUGGAGGACAUGGUGUAUGGGGAUGACGUGGAGGCCGAUUCUGAAUUCGUGGAUCAACUCGCUAUUCCAUAUGGCGAGACGCCUUCCCGAGCUUCCAGCUUGAUGCCGCCUUUGCAAGGCUCAUCACGUAACAGUCCAACUGCGAGUUCAACCGAAGAGGGCCCGUCCCGUUCCGCUUCAACAGACCCGUUACAUGCACAGAGCAAUGGAUCUACACCAAGCAGGAUACAUCCCGCAUGGGCACGUGCAUUCGGCCGGCAGAAGCAGAAUGAGACGGCCUGGUCCCUGUCGGCGAACACGAUGCCAUCCGAACGCUCAACAACCACAUCAGCACGGCCUGCGUCGGGAAACCAGUCCAACGGCAAGAAAUCUUCACACAGCAAGCAGCCCAAAAAGAAGAAGCAGAAAACCGAGCCGGAACCGAAAGCGAAAGCGGCAGUUGACGAAUGGGAGGUCAAGGAUCUGCUCGACGACCAAUGGUUCGUUGAGCAAGGGGUCAAGGUACACAAAUACCUCGUCCUCUGGGAAGGAGAUUGGCCCGAAGACCAGAAUCCUACGUGGGAGCCGACAGAAAACGUCCAAGACCAAGCCCUUCUCAAGCGUUACCAGAACAAAAAGAAGGCCGGCCUGUUAAAACCGCCCAGGAAGCAGAGGACGCUGCAUCGAUCCCUGCCGGGAGCCAAGUACUCCAGUGUUGCUGAAGCUUUCGAGGCCGGGAUUGACGAACAGACGGGGCCGGCAGCUGCGGGCGGGGUGAGCGAUGCAGAGGGGCCUGAAGAGACCUUCCUCGUGACGGAGAACGCGGGGUAUAUCAUGGUGAAUGGGAGGAAAUCAGCACUGGCACCGGCGGCACCGCCACCGAGUUUCGGGUCGUUCGAUAAUAUGUUGGCCAGGUACAACCAAGUAUUCCCGCGGGUGUGA
This is a messenger RNA of Parathielavia appendiculata, 1518 nucleotides long. RefSeq lists its product as uncharacterized. The record is from RefSeq and is a predicted model, not a curated record. Bases 1 to 1518 code for a protein of 505 amino acids. The transcript is spliced from 2 exons. NCBI's taxonomy places the organism in Eukaryota, Fungi, Ascomycota, Sordariomycetes, Sordariales, Chaetomiaceae.